Messenger RNA from Diabrotica virgifera virgifera (western corn rootworm), 783 nucleotides. Its product is annotated as general transcription factor II-I repeat domain-containing protein 2-like. The coding region runs from base 1 to 783 and encodes 260 amino acids. The transcript has a single exon. Gene Ontology annotation, molecular function: protein dimerization activity. The record is from RefSeq and is a predicted model, not a curated record. NCBI's taxonomy places the organism in Eukaryota, Metazoa, Arthropoda, Insecta, Coleoptera, Chrysomelidae.
AUGUCCUGGUCUGGCAUAAUUCAAUUUUUCAAACAACACGAUGAACCGACUCCGGAACUAGAAAAUUCAAUCUGGCUUAGAGAUUUUGGAUUUCUCGUGGACAUUACAGAGAAAUUAAACGAACUUAAUUUGCAGCUUCAGGUAAGAGACAAAGAACUAGCGGAAAUGAUUUCUGAUAUAACAGCAUUUAUCAAAAAGCUGGAGUUUUGGGAACAAAACCUAAUUAACAGCGAUUCCAAGCAUUUUCCUAUUCUUUCAGAAAAAAUAUCUCAAAAUCCAUUAGAACCCUAUGACAACAAAUAUCAUGUAGAAAUAAUUUCUACCCUGAAGAUUAACUUCAAAAAUCGUUUUAAGGAUUUCAAUGAAAUGGCUUUAGUAGCGCAGUUUGUUGUGUCACCCUUUAUGGAAAUUGAUAUCCAACAGUUUGCAGCUUGUGUUAUGCAGAACUUUGGCGAAGACAUCGCUGCAACAGAAAUGGAAGUCAUUGAGUUUCAAAAUGAUUUAGCCUUAAAAUCGUUAGUCUCAAGUACUGAAUGUAUCUGGCCUAUUGUAAGUAAAGACAAAUAUUCAGUUCUAUGCCGUGUUGCCUUGAAAGUGAAAGCAUUAUUCAGUUCAACCUAUUUGUGUGAGUCUUCUUUUUCCAAUAUGAAGUUUAUUAAGAACAAAUAUCGCAAUCAACUUACAGAUGAACAUUUGGAUAAUUGUAUUCGAAUGGCUGCAUCAAAUUUUACUGCAAACAUUAAAAAAAUUAUCGAUGAGUCUGAGUGUCAGCCUUCUCAUUGA